Molecule: messenger RNA, 1080 nt
Organism: Marmota flaviventris (yellow-bellied marmot)
Lineage: Eukaryota; Metazoa; Chordata; Mammalia; Rodentia; Sciuridae
Source: RefSeq, a predicted model, not a curated record
AUGGGCGACUGGAGCUUCCUAGGGGAGUUCCUGGAGGAGGUCCACAAGCACUCGACGGUCAUCGGCAAGGUCUGGCUCACGGUGCUCUUCAUCUUCCGCAUGCUGGUGCUGGGCACCGCGGCCGAGUCCUCCUGGGGGGACGAGCAGGCCGACUUCCAGUGCGACACGAUUCAGCCGGGCUGCGAGAACGUGUGCUACGACCAGGCCUUCCCCAUCUCGCACAUCCGCUACUGGGUGCUGCAGAUCAUCUUCGUGUCCACGCCGUCGCUGGUGUACAUGGGCCACGCCAUGCACCACGUGCGCAUGGAGGAGAAGCGGAAGCUCCGGGAGGCCGAGGGGGCCAGAGAGGGCCACCGCGGGGCUGGCUCCUACGAGUACCCAGCGGCCGAGAAGGCGGAGCUGUCCUGCUGGGACGAAAUGAACGGGCGGGUGGUCCUCCAGGGCACCCUGCUCAACACCUACGUCUGCACCAUCCUGAUCCGCACCAGCGUGGAGGUGGCCUUCAUCGUGGGCCAGUACCUCCUCUACGGGAUCUUCCUGAGCACCCUGCACGUGUGCCGCCGGAGCCCCUGCCCGCACCCCGUCAACUGCUACGUGUCCAGGCCCACGGAGAAGAACGUCUUCAUCGUCUUCAUGCUGGCCGUGGCCGCGCUGUCCCUCUUCCUCAGCCUGGCCGAGCUCUACCACCUGGGCUGGAAGAAGAUCAGGCACCAGUGGGGCAAGCCUCAGCAGCGCCUGCCUGAGCGCCGGCUCCCGGGUCCCGCCGGGGCCACGGCCCAGAGCUGCACGCCUCCGCCCGACUUCAGUCAGUGCCUGGAGGACGGCCCUGGGGCAAAGUUCUUCCGUCCCUUCGGUGACAGCAUGGUCCCCCCGCAGAACCCGGACAGCCUGGCCGCGGACCCAGUGCCAGGCCAGCAGCAAGAUCCCAGGGAGGGUUUCAUCCAGAUCCGGUAUGGCCAGAAGCCCGAGGUGCUCAACGGAGUCUCCGCAGGUCACCGCCUCCCCCACAGCUAUCACAGUGACAAGCGCCGUCUCAGCAAGGCCAGCAGCAAGGCCAGGUCAGAUGACCUAUCCGUGUGA